UGUAUUAUACGUCUGACAAGGAAGGUGAUGAUUCGACUGGUGACGGUACUGAAUCUAAACCAUUCAAGACUGUACUCCAGGCAUUGAGAGCUGGUGGUAGUGAUGAAUCCUCAUUGAUUAUGGUUGACGCUAAAAGUGAUGACAAACGUUAUGAGGAAGUCUCGUUGAGUCAGUUAAAGAAGAUUAAGAAGAUAUACCAACGUGAGCAAUACAAAGGAGCAGCCAAAGAAGAGAAAGAUAAAGAAGACAUGCUUCGUCGUGCUGAGAAUCUUGAAAAGGCAAAACAGAUCAAGUUUGAGCAGGAUCCAUCUCUACCCCCAGCUAAAACUAUAAAGAUACGUGACAGCACAGCUAAUCGUGAGACUCGUGUUGCUGUUAACGGAUGGAUACACAGACUAAGGAGACAAGGUCAGCUAUCAAUGCAUCAUGAAUAUGUACAUACCCUGGAGUCAAAACUUUGUAUUUUAAGUAUCAUUAUUUGAAAA
Molecule: messenger RNA, 485 nt
Organism: Amphimedon queenslandica
Lineage: Eukaryota; Metazoa; Porifera; Demospongiae; Haplosclerida; Niphatidae
Product: asparagine--tRNA ligase, cytoplasmic-like
Exons: 5
Source: RefSeq, a predicted model, not a curated record